GCGCGUUAGCAAAUAGCAGCGCGCGUUACGAAAAUGGCAACAACAGUUCCGAAGAAGCGUGCCAGGCCGUCGAAGAAAAAAAUCAAAGACAUGGACGUUGACGAAUUCAUGUCUACAGGCUUUCUGAACUCUGACGAUGAAGCAGAAGAGCAAAUAGAAGAGAAAAACGCGCCCUUAGAGAAGAAAAAGAAGAAGAAACCCGUUGCAGUUAAAGGAGGGAGCCAUAAGGAUGACUUGGCUGAGCUUGAGAAGACUGACCCAGAAUUCUUUCAAUUCUUGAAGAGCAAUGAUCAGAAACUGUUGGAAUUCAGUGAAUCUGAUGAAUCAGAGGAAGACGAGUAUGAAGAGGAUGAGAGAGAAAUGGAGAAGAAGGUGAAGGAUGGUGGAGAGGAGGAACCUGAGAAAGAUGAUGAGGAAUAUGCUGGGAAGCCUGUUACAAUGGAUAUUAUCAAACAGUGGGAAAAGCAGCUGAAGAAAUUCUCUAUUCCUGCUUUGCAUCAAGUGACAAGAGCUCUUGCUUGUGCUGUAAGCGAAAUGAGUGGAGUUGAUUGUGAUAUCAAUGAUUAUUCGGUUCACGGCGAGAGGGAAUUUAAUCGUGUUGUUGAGUUGUGUUUAACAUAUGGGACGACUGUGCUCACACAUCAUAUUCCUGAAGCUAAAGGAAACAAAAAGUCUCUAGCGUCAAGUCAUCACAACUGGUCUAAAGUUCGCUCUCCUGUUCGUCUUCUUCUUACAAACCUCCUCACGCUGACAAAGCAACUGACAGAUAAAACCAUGCUAGUUGUCUUGCUGAAGCAGAUUGAGCAGUUGACAAGGUUUUAUGUGUGUUUUCCAAAGAUGCUGAAGUCUCUGGUGAAGGUGUUGAUUUUGUUGUGGAGCGAGUCAACGGAUAGUGUUCGGAUUGUUGCAUUUCUCAGCCUUCGGAAGUUGGCAGUAAUGCAGUCGACAAAGUUUUUGAAUUCUAUUCUUAAACGUAUGUAUUUAUCGUUUGUUGCCAACAGCAAGUUCACAUCACCCAAGGCUCGUCCUUUAAUUGUUCUCAUGGAGAACUGCCUUGUUGAAAUGUACAACCUUGACCACCAGACGUCAUACCAACAUGGCUUUGUGUACAUCAGACAGCUGGCCGUGCAUUUAAGGACAGCAAUGGUACAACAGAAGAAGGAUGCAUAUCAGGCCGUCUAUAACUGGCAGUAUAUCCAUUGCAUCGAGUUGUGGUGUCGAGUAUUAGCCGAUUGUAUGAGCGAAACCCUGAAGCCUCUUAUCUAUCCAGUAGUGCAAACAACGCUUGGCGUAAUCAGAUUGAUACCAACUUCUCGUUAUUAUCCUCUUCGUUUCCACUGUAUUCAUUUUCUUAACAUGCUGUCUGAUGAAACAAACACGCUCAUUCCUGUAGCUCCUCUCAUACUUGAAGUGUUGGAUUCUUCUGCAACGAAGAAAAGGCCAAGGCCAUCGACAAGCAAACCUGUCAGUUUUUCUUAUAUUUUAAGAGUUUCAAAGUCUCAGUUGCAGACGAAGGCAUUCCAAGACAGUGUGUUUGACAAUGUUUUGUGUCUACUUAUGGAAUACUUCUCUUUGCACUCUCAUUCCAUAGCAUUUCCUGAACUCAUCCUACCAGCUACUAUCAGAUUACGGAAGUUUGUCAAACAAAGUAAGGCAGCUCAGUUCUGUAGACAAAUCAAACAGUUAGUUGACAAGCUUGAAGAAACUGGAGCUGCAGUUACAGCUGCUCGCUCGUCUGUCUCGUUUAGUCCUCGAGACACAGCGAAAGUUAAUGCUUGGGAAAUUGAGAGAAGGCAGAAGGGAAAUUCGCUCGUGAAAUACUUCUCUUCAUGGAAACAAAUGCAGAAACUGAAAAAUACCCAAUCUACUGCAGAAAAUGAAUCAGACGAAGAGAUGGCACCACCAGAUACAUCUUCUGAUGAAGAAGACCCGCACACUGAUUCAAAAUCAAAGAGAAAGAAACUCGAUGAAACAAAAGUUGAGAAGAAAACAAUCACAAAACAGCAGAAAAAAUCCACAAACUUCCGACAGAAGCAAGCACUUUCUACCAGAAACAAACCAAGCAACAAAGACAAACUCGAGUCUAAAGAUAGUGACGUAGUCGAAGACUUUCAAAUGUGGUCAGACGAGGACUGACUCUGUCAUACAAAUCAUUUUUCCCAACUCUAACUCUAAACAAGUAUAAAAUCAUUUUGAGAAAAUGAUGGAUAAGUAGGGAUGGAUGGGCACUUAUUUCAUCAUGCUCAUCUCCCACAUUACAAUCUUGUUGUGUGCACCUCAAUCUUUACAUUUACAUAGCAGGCAUGUGUGGCAGUACUCUGAGUAGGAAGAUUGUGAUAUAAAAUAGGAGAUGACCAUGAAUGAAUAAGAUCCCUACCUACAUACCAUGCAUCCCUCCCUACCUAUACAUACCUACCUUCAUACCUACCUACUUACA
This is a messenger RNA of Corticium candelabrum, 2437 nucleotides long. RefSeq names its product nucleolar complex protein 2 homolog. Gene Ontology annotation, cellular component: nucleolus; nucleoplasm; Noc2p-Noc3p complex. NCBI's taxonomy places the organism in Eukaryota, Metazoa, Porifera, Homoscleromorpha, Homosclerophorida, Plakinidae. Bases 34 to 2136 code for a protein of 700 amino acids. Gene Ontology annotation, molecular function: transcription corepressor activity; histone binding. The transcript has 16 exons. The record is from RefSeq and is a predicted model, not a curated record. Gene Ontology annotation, biological process: ribosomal large subunit biogenesis; negative regulation of transcription by RNA polymerase II.